AUGGCUUUGACCGACGAGCAACUCCGAGCUAUCUCAAUAGCAGAAAGAGUGGGAGGUAGCUCUUCUCUGCUGGGCUGUGCGUUUAUUGUAACGACCUAUUGUGCUUCUACCGCUUUUCGUAAGCCGGUCAACAGGCUAAUCUUUUAUGCGUCGUUUGGAAAUGCUUUCUCCGCCGUUGCGUCACUGAUGAGCGGGGAUGGAGUUACAGAGGGCCGGAAUUCUGCCUUAUGUCAAGCACAAGCAUUCUUCAUCCAAUAUUGGAUGCCAACGGACUCAUUAUGGUCCUUUUGUAUGGCUGCUAAUAUAUAUCUUGCUUUUUACCGGAAAUACUCAGCAGAAAACCUCAAAAAGCUUGAAAAGUGGUACUUUCUUCUAUGCUACGGGUUGCCACUGGUUGUCGCAACGGUUCUGAGCCUCGUAAAAUCUACUGAAAGGGGAAGAGUCUAUGGGCCAGCCUUGAUAUGGUGCUCAAUUGCAGAACCGUGGCAAUUUCUUCGCCUAGCGUGCUUCUAUGGCCCAGUGUGGGUGGUGAGUAUCGCAACUUUUGCGAUCUAUGCCACAGCCGGCCUCCGCAUUUAUCGACAAUUCAAGGCUUUACGAGUGGCUAAAGAGACUCAGCCUGUCAGCAGAGUAAUUACUCGAUCGGUCACUUCCAACAUCACGACUACCGCGGCGAAAGCCUUGGCCUUUGAGCCAGCUACGCCAUAUUCAACCUGCAUAGAGUCCCAGCAAUCCCAAAUUGGAAGCGGGUUUAGCAUGCAGAUCAACACGAACGACGCGAUGUGGAGUUACUUUAGAUACUCCUUCCUCUUCUUCAUAGCCAUGAUAGUUACCUGGACACCAUCAUUUAUCAAUCGAAUUUACGGUCUGGUCAAUUCUGGAAAACCAAAUUUCGGCUUGAAUUUGGCUGGAGCGUUUGUCCUCUCUCUGCAGGGGUUUUGGAACGCCAUUAUUUACACAUCCACUGCGCUCCCAAUAUUAAAGUCCCAGUGGGCUUCCAAUGUUACAUCCAAAACAGACUGGAGGCCAUCUAGGGGAUUCGUUGAGAGAGAGACUGCCGAUAUCACGCUCGAGGACGCAGGAUUUGAUGGGAGGUCUAAUACAGGCAGCACACUAUCUUUAGCGAUCUGUUCACCAGUUCAGUAA
Penicillium argentinense is the source of this 1146-nucleotide messenger RNA. RefSeq lists its product as uncharacterized. Gene Ontology annotation, molecular function: G protein-coupled receptor activity. NCBI's taxonomy places the organism in Eukaryota, Fungi, Ascomycota, Eurotiomycetes, Eurotiales, Aspergillaceae. The transcript is spliced from 5 exons. The coding region runs from base 1 to 1146 and encodes 381 amino acids. Gene Ontology annotation, cellular component: plasma membrane. The record is from RefSeq and is a predicted model, not a curated record. Gene Ontology annotation, biological process: cell surface receptor signaling pathway; adenylate cyclase-activating G protein-coupled receptor signaling pathway.